UAUAAAGAAGCUACCGAAGGAAAUAGGAGGGCUAGAAUCUUUGCUAGUGCUAGAUUUGAACUACACAAAGAUUACAAAGUUACCUACUUCUAUUGGAAAGCUCAAACAAUUGGAGAUUUUAGGUGUAAUUGGUACUGCGAUUAGAGAGCUACCAAAUGCCAUAUGGAUGCUAAAGAAUCUUAAAGUUUUGAAUGCUGGAUACUGUGAAAAUAUGGAGGGAGAAAUUCCAAGUGAAAUUCAGGGUCUAUCUUUUCUUAGGGGGCUACAGCUAUCAAAGAGCAAGAUUAGGAGAUUGCCCACAACUAUGAAUAAGCUUUCUCAUCUCCAACAACUUUGUUUGGAUCAAUGUUAUGAACUUGAACAGUUGCCAAAGCUUCCUGUGAGUUUGAAGGAGUUAAAAUUCUCACCUAUUUUAUUGUGGACAGCCCUUGACCUCUCAUACCUAUCUAACUUAGUCGAUCUUCAUAUAAAGUACGACACUCCUUGGUUCCCAGAAUUCAGACAAGGAGCCCCAAAUAUAAAGUGGAUCGAGGGGUUAUAUUGUCUAGAGAAAUUGACACUUGUCAUUGGAGACGUCAAAUUACCUCGAAUUAAUUUGGCUACUCUUUCUUGUCUUCGUAUUCUUGAGAUAACUUGUGUUCGCCUACAAUCUCUCAAGGGGCUUCCAUCUAGUCUUGAAGAAUUGACUCUACGUCAUGUGAAGUCACCCAUGCAAAGGUCACUGUUUUCCAACUUGAAAAAUCUGUCUCGUUUAUGGUUUUAUCAUAGUCAGCUAAGGAAGGUCGAAUUUGAUGAUGUACUUGGACAACAACUGGAGAAACUGCGUAUGUUGGGAUUUCAUGAAGAUAAAUUGCUUAGGAGGCUUACUAUAUCAGGCUUAGAGGGGCUCCAACAAUUCAGUACGAGAUCUUGCCCUGCGCUAAUGGAGAUUCGAGGUGUGGAGAAAUUGGAAUCGCUAGAGGAGUUGAGUAUUGACGAAUGCAGUUUUUUAGAAAGGUUGCCUGCUUUAUCAAAAUUAAAGAAGCUGCGGGUUUUGAGUCUCGGGGGUCUUCCACCGGAAGGGUUGCCUGAUUUAUCAAAGUUUAAGGAGCUGCGGCAUUUGAGUCUCACCGGUUUCCCACGGGAAAAGUCGCUUGAUCUACAUAUUCCAGACACGUGUCUAGUGCAUUUUGAACUCUUUUUGGGCACUUACAAAGCAUGGAAGGAUACUUGCAGAAAUGGAGCGGGGGAUAUCUUCAACCGACUCUAGAAAGAAUAAAACAUCUCAUCCUCUUGCGGACGUACAUGCUCAUCAGGGAUUAUUUGAGAACUAGAUCGGCUUCAUUGGAUUGAAGUAAGCAAGUCAUUUCUUCUUGCAUCUGCAACACAUAUAUUGAUACUCAUGGAAAUAGUCGUCGAUGAUGUCAAUCAAGGAUUUGCACUUAGUUUAGUCGGCAUCCAAAGACCUAAAAGAAAACAGGCUACUAUGCUGGAUUCUUAGCGAUGUAAAAGAAAUUGUCUAAGGUUCUACAAAUAUACAGCGGAAGGACAAUGAUUACAAAUACCAAAAGGAAGUCAUAAAGCUAAAAUCCAUUAACAAAACCUAUUUCCUAUGUAUAUAAACUCUUAGAAGUGUGUACAUCCAAAACUACCACUUCUUGAAAGAGUCGUGGAGUGUCGCCAUUUGAUAUGAACAAACCAUUCUAAUUCUGGAGGAAAUGUCAAUCAAAGAAUAAAUUUCGCAAGAUACAAUGUGAAUUACCAACUUCUUCAACAUCUUCAUCAUUUCUUAUGGCUUUAAAGCACAACAAAUUACUGAAAUGGCUCGUUUCCCCAAUGUUGCAUUGUCGAUGAACUAGACCGUUCGCAUCUUCCUCAAUUUUUCUUAUGGUAAUCAAGUUUCACUUCAAGAUCUUUGACCUUCAAGACACAAUCUAUAUGAAUUUAGUUGCAUCGUCU
This is a messenger RNA of Eucalyptus grandis, 1938 nucleotides long. RefSeq lists its product as uncharacterized. Bases 167 to 1249 code for a protein of 360 amino acids. The record is from RefSeq and is a predicted model, not a curated record. The transcript has 2 exons. NCBI's taxonomy places the organism in Eukaryota, Viridiplantae, Streptophyta, Magnoliopsida, Myrtales, Myrtaceae.